Molecule: messenger RNA, 522 nt
Organism: Rangifer tarandus platyrhynchus (Svalbard reindeer)
Lineage: Eukaryota; Metazoa; Chordata; Mammalia; Artiodactyla; Cervidae
Source: the annotation of a GenBank genome assembly
AUGUGCAGAGCAGGUAGACGAGGCUUCGUGUCUCCCAUCAGCAGAGCGGAUCUUCAGGAUGGCGAUGAGGCUGUCAGGCAGGAGUCCAGGACAGGCAGGCCACUGAAGAUGCCCGCAGCUCCAGCCACGAUAAAAGCCACCCACUUGCUGAGACUGGUGUCGGCACGCACAAGGGAAAGCAGAGGGCGCAAGUCACAAAGGAAGCGAGGGAUGACAUUAGGGCUGCAGAAAGGAAGGCGAAAAGCAUCGUGUGUGAGUCAUGGGAUUCACGGGCCCGAUGACAUAGGGACUCACCACCAGCUGGACUCAGUCUCUGGGACACGGCGACGGAAUACAGCAGGGCGUUACAGAUGCCGACACAGUGGUCAUAGGCCACGGACGCCAGAGGAAACCCUCCGCUGCCGUGAAGAACCCAAAGCACCCCUGUUGCCAAGCACAACCCCGGAAAGAGAUGGCUUUCCUGCUCACAAAGAAGUCGGAGAGUAUCCUGGGGCUCACGACAUGUCCACGAAAGACAAGUGA